CUUACCAUCAUCACACUCUCUCUUUCUCUCUUUUCUCUCUUUCUCUCUUUUUUCUCUCUGUCUCUCUAUCAGUCUCGUGUUUCGUUACUUGCAAAUCGCAAAUGAAGAGUGAUCUCGAAAGCGCAAAACUUAUGGUUUCUUCUUCUGCUGUGUUUUCAUGGCUUCUUCUGUGCCUCUUAACAGCAACAGCAACAACAACAACAGCCGUAACAGUUCAGCCGAAAUGUACUUUUCCGGCGAUUUACAACUUCGGAGAUUCUAAUUCCGACACUGGAGGAAUCUCCGCCGCUUUUGAGCCUAUUAGAGAUCCUUAUGGUCAAGGUUUCUUCCACAGACCCGCCGGACGAGACUCCGAUGGCCGUCUCACCAUUGAUUUCAUAGCUGAGCGUCUGGAGCUGCCAUAUUUGAGCGCAUAUUUAAACUCGUUAGGAUCAAACUUUAGACACGGAGCAAACUUUGCGACCGGUGGUUCAACCAUAAGAAGGCAGAACGAAACUAUCUUUCAAUAUGGCAUUAGUCCAUUCUCUCUCGAUAUGCAGAUCGCUCAAUUCGAUCAAUUCAAAGCGAGAUCGGCACAAAUAUUCACUCAAAUUAAGAGUAGGUAUGAUAGAGAGAAGCUUCCUAGACAGGAAGAGUUUUCAAAGGCUUUAUAUACUUUUGAUAUUGGACAGAAUGAUCUCUCUGUUGGGUUUAGGACAAUGAGCGUCGAUCAACUUAAGGCGACGAUACCGGACAUUGUCAGCCAUUUAGCUUCUGCAGUCCAGAACAUUUAUCAGCAAGGAGGAAGAACAUUUUGGGUACACAACACAGGUCCUUUAGGUUGUUUACCCGUAAACAUGUUUUACAUGGGAACUCCUGCACCGGGCUACUUGGACAAUUCUGGCUGCGUGAAGGCUCAAAACGAAAUGGCAAUGGAGUUCAACCGAAAGCUCAAGGAAACAGUCAUCAAUCUCAGAAAAGAACUCACCCAAGCAGCCAUUACUUAUGUUGAUGUCUACGCUGCGAAAUAUGAAAUGAUGAACAACCCCAAGAAACUAGGAUUUGCAAACCCAUUGAAGGUAUGUUGUGGCUAUCAUGAGAAGUAUGAUCACAUUUGGUGCGGGAACAAAGGGAAAGUGAACAAUACUGAAAUCUACGGUGGCUCAUGUCCUAACCCGGCAAUGGCUGUGAGCUGGGAUGGAGUUCACUAUACCGAAGCUGCAAACAAGCAUGUGGCUGACCGUACUCUCAGCGGUUUGCUCACUGACCCUCCAGUUCCAAUAACUCGAGCUUGUUAUAGACAGUGAGAUUUACUAGAAGAGCUUAAUGAAAACCAAAAUAAAGAUUUGGGUCUUAAACUCUUAGGGCAAUAAUAAGUUUGAUGAACAAUCAAUGAUCUAUGUAAGCCUGUGUAACCUUAGAGUUCUUUGUAGCCAAAAAUUCACUAUUGUGAUCUUAUAUGAUCUUCUAUGGAAGCGUUUAGCAAA
Messenger RNA from Capsella rubella, 1466 nucleotides. RefSeq names its product GDSL esterase/lipase At5g14450. Lineage: Eukaryota; Viridiplantae; Streptophyta; Magnoliopsida; Brassicales; Brassicaceae. Gene Ontology annotation, molecular function: hydrolase activity, acting on ester bonds. The record is from RefSeq and is a predicted model, not a curated record. The coding region runs from base 102 to 1286 and encodes 394 amino acids. The transcript is spliced from 5 exons.